UGUACACUGUGGUAUGGACAGACCUAUGGAACGCACCUGUAAAAAGCGCGUCACCAAGACACUGAAAAAUCGUGGGUUCUGUGUUCGACACGCGUAUUUUCUCUCUGGAUCUGGAAUUUUUUUUUUAACAGCGGUUGCCUAAGUUAGUGUCUUAUAACCUCAUCUGCUGUUUUGGUGUUUAAAAAAGAAGUCAGCAGCCAGCAUCAACACUUGUUGCUUUUUUGUGGGCCACAGCUGAGAGUCACGGCGAAUUGUUCUCCAUCACCAUCGAUAACAAAGAGUGUGGGGACAAGUUCAAGUUGUUAAAGGAGCGUGAAGAUGUAAUAUGUGACAAGCACUCGAAGGGCAUUGAAAUCAUCUUUAGAGGAGAUGGCAGCACGGUAGAUAUCUGUGAGGUGCAAGUUUACGAGUGUGCUCGGUACAUGUGGGGCAAAGACUGCAAGCACCAGUGUAACUGCGCCAUCUCCACGGAUGAAUGCAAUCGGAACAACGGGACCUGCGAUGGUCACUGUGACCCUCGCUUCAGAGGAGCCGCCUGUCAGAUCCAGAACAUGGCCUUGCAGAAACCCACCCGCCAGUCCAGCCUGUUUUACCACGACGAGUCCCAGUCACUCCAGUACUCUUUUCAUGCUGUCGACGGUAACGACGACCCGUCUGCCGGCCACUGCGCCGUCACGCAGUCGUUGGGCGAGUCUUGGUGGGAGGUGGACCUCCUGAGCCAUGUCUUCAUCAACAGGAUCACCAUCGUGGGUCAGAAGUACAGCACGUUCACAAAGAUGUCGCUGCACAUUGAGGUCGACGGGGAAGUGUGCUUCAAGCGAGAGAAUUCCGUGCGUCCCUCUAUUCAGGAAGACAUUUUCUGCACUCACAAUGUCAUCGGGACAGAUCGUGCGCUUCAUGGACCCCAGAGAGAUUAUACUGUGCGAGGUCAAAAUCUGGGAGUGCAUUGACGGCACGUGGGGCACUGACUGCGCGGGGGCAUGCAGCUGCCAGGACGACAACGAGAUCUGCAACAAAUUUGACGGCAAAUGCGUGGCGAAAGUGGAUUUGUACAAGUACGAGGUGGCCAGUAGGAUAGAGGAACUGACAACCUCUCACGCGCACGCGGUGAGGCCACACAACCUUCUCAGCCAAAUCCUUUUUGUCAUCUGUAUCCUGACUGUGAGCACCUGGACGGCGACCAAACUACAGCCUUGAUCUCAUCGACUCCCUGAUGCUGCCACCAAUCACCUCGACGUAUGUUCUAUCACCCGCUGCUGCCACCAACGACAAAAGGGCUGCAUAUUUAUUUUUCUUUCUCUCGUAAGGUCGUUCUAUAACUGAUUGCGAUUCAGGGAGAUUCAAGACCUAAGACCCGUUGUAAGGAAACGCGGCAGAGCCACCCCGAGUUUUUUUUUUUUUUUUUUUUACACAAUAAGCCAUAGGAGCAGUAUCCACUGAGCGACAAUAGUCUUUGUCCAGAGUAAAUCAAGGGUGAGCGUCUUGUCUCCGUAAUUAAAAUGUUGUCUCACCCCUAAGACCGUAAUUAUUAAGCAGAAGCAAAGAAUCUUUUGGGUAAAGUAGCAAAAAGGAGUCUUCUCGAAGUUUAGACAAUCCGUCGUAUAUAAGAAAAAAAAUAUAUUUUUCCCUUGAAUUCCCCAUUUUGCUCCUAGGUAACGAUUUACUAUCGCUUCAUGAAUACGGCCCUAAACUGAACACUGAGAUUUCACAGAAUCGUGAAUAUUGUGACGUGAGAUGCAAUCGCAACUGAGUGACCUUUUUGAGGGUUUGACAUGCUGGCGCAGAUAAUUAAAUAACAGGAUCUUGAGAGAGAAAAAAACAACUUUAGUGUUGUGGCCAAUGAUUGAUUAACUGUCGUGCACAGGUACGAGAAUGGGACAGGUAACAGCUGGCUUUGCAAGGUGAUGUGCGUGGCAACAGGUGUGUCUUCUCAACCCUGACAUCUGUGAGCUCUAACCACUCACUGGCGCGUGUUUCUGUGCCUAAAUCAAGACAAAUACAUCGGGCUCUGGGUGUGUUUAAUUGGCGAGGGGAUGAGUGAGUUACUGCAUCUAGGGAACAACCAUUGAACGGGUAUAUGUGAAGACAAAAACGAGAUGAAUUUUUUUAUUCGUGUUUAAUAUUGCUCAAUGUCCAGUGAUUCUCUCGUUUGCUUUUCUUAUUUUAAAGCGAAAAGAAAUACCAGGAGAAUAGAUUAUUGUAUGACUCGCACACAACUAAAGUCAUAAAGUAUAUUUACUCACAAAAGGAAAGCAAUGUAAUUUCUAUCAGCUGAAGAUUGUGAAAUAAAUAGAGUACUUGAUCUUUUUAA
Pomacea canaliculata is the source of this 2311-nucleotide messenger RNA. RefSeq lists its product as uncharacterized. Lineage: Eukaryota; Metazoa; Mollusca; Gastropoda; Architaenioglossa; Ampullariidae. The record is from RefSeq and is a predicted model, not a curated record. The coding region runs from base 423 to 950 and encodes 175 amino acids. The transcript is spliced from 6 exons.